This is a messenger RNA of Laccaria bicolor S238N-H82, 1458 nucleotides long. RefSeq lists its product as uncharacterized. Lineage: Eukaryota; Fungi; Basidiomycota; Agaricomycetes; Agaricales; Hydnangiaceae. The coding region runs from base 1 to 1458 and encodes 485 amino acids. The record is from RefSeq and is a predicted model, not a curated record. The transcript is spliced from 3 exons.
AUGCAAAGUAUCGUUGCGGAUGUACCCUAUGAGGUCUGGCAAAAUAUUGCCAGCUUUCUGACCUCGCAAGAAGUCAAAAAUCUUUAUGCCGUCAGCCGCCCACUGUUUUUAAUUGCUAUGGAGGAACGCUAUCGAUGUGUUUACAUCAAAAACGUCGAAGCCGCCCAAACGAUCCGUUCUUUCCAACGUCUCACCGGCAAAUUUGCUGCGCAAUACGUCCGAGAGCUCCAUAUCUGCCCUUUUCCGUCAGGAGAAUUUCCCGUCGCUCCUCGGCGCAGAAAAUGGUGGGAAAGGCUCACAUACACUUUAUGGGGCUCAAAAAGCUCAAGUGGAACGGCUCAAACUUACGCGUCCGAAAGACUUCUAGCGAUUCUGGCCAAUUUGUCCUCAGUGACAAGAUACCAUCUGCUAUGCGAACCCAUUGGCUAUACUCUUAAUUUCCGACAGUUCAUCCUACCGUAUAUUUUGGCUGCAUGGAGUUCAUUUGGAUCGAAUUUACGACACCUUCACUUAUCCGUUUCCUUGGAGGUGAUCCCUAAUACCAUCGGUACCAUCAAACUUGACAACCUGGAAGAGCUCAUCAUCGAUAUAUUCGUCGCAUACCAAACCACGAACCGCACGCGCAUCAUUGACUUCUCAUUGCUUGAGUUCAUCAACAACCAUUGCGAGAAACUCACCCUUUUCGCAAUGAGCGCUUUGGAACCAUUUAAUCUAGACGGAUUGGUCCUCCGGGAACUUGCGCCAAUGCCGCUGCUAAAGAGCUUCGCGUUCGUCGACACGUAUUAUGACCUUGAAGUCCAAAACUUGAGCGGUCUGCAUAAAUUCUUGCAGAUAAACUCACAACAACUCCAGAAGCUGAACAUCGAAUUUAAUUCAUUCCGCGGCAUCUUUUACCCCAGCCCCCUUUGGUCCACACAACCUUGUUUUCAGGUACCCCUUCCCCGCUUGAAAAAUCUGACAAUACAAAUAUACAAGUAUUUUGACGACGUCGUGGGUGGGUUCGUGGAGUGUGUGCACCAGUACACCAAUACCCUGACCUAUCUAGAUUUGGGGAUUGGUUUCUUUACAUUGGGCGACUUGAAAGAGCUCACACAAGGCUUUGUGAACAAGUCAAAUUUUCGAAAGCUUGCCGUCCAUGCUCUCUUUUUGAGCCCCCAGCUUCUUCAUCUUUUAUCUCACAACCUUGCACAUCUCGAGGAUCUCAGUAUCAAGUUCCGUAAGGUCACACAUCACGAGAAUGGUUUUGAUGUAUUUUAUCCUAGCGAUUCUUCCCAGUUCAGUGAAGAGAUGGGCAUCCUUUCGUUUCCCGGCACCUGGACCUUACGAAACUUGCGCCUUACUUCUACUUCGCCGGAGAAUGGUGACUUGGAUAUGAUAAUAAGAAGUGCAGUGGUCAGCGCGUUUCCUCUGGUUGUUGAUUUCAAUGGAGUGAGCAGGGGGGAGUACAUGGAUUCCUAA